Ipomoea triloba (trilobed morning glory) is the source of this 2204-nucleotide messenger RNA. RefSeq lists its product as uncharacterized. The coding region runs from base 166 to 1902 and encodes 578 amino acids. NCBI's taxonomy places the organism in Eukaryota, Viridiplantae, Streptophyta, Magnoliopsida, Solanales, Convolvulaceae. The transcript is spliced from 4 exons. The record is from RefSeq and is a predicted model, not a curated record.
UUCAAAUUCAGAGAUUCAUUUCGCAAUUGAUCCAAAAUUCUAGACUUUUUGGUGUUGUUCUCCAAGACCCAUUCUUGGUUUCUUGAAAACUGGGAGGCCCAGAUAAGAAUCCAUCCGAUUUGAGUUGAAAAUUUGGGAAUUGAUUCUUGGUUUUUCGCGGCGGCCAUGGCGACGCUAGCUCCGGGGGUUUUGUUGAAGCUACUGGACGGGAUGAAUUCCGGGGUUAAGGCGACGAGCGAGCACAGGAGUUCUCUGUUGCAGGUGACAGACAUUGUUCCGGCGGAGCUUGAUGACAACGAUCUAUGGCCGAAACACGGUUUCUACAUAAAGGUUUCAGAUUCUUCACACUCCAUAUAUGUUAGUCUGCCAUUUGAGCAAGAUGAUCUUGUUCUCAGCAACAAAAUGCAGCUUGGGCAGUUCAUUUAUGUGGACAGAUUGGAGCAGGGAUCGCCGGUUCCUGUGGCGAGAGGCGCUAAGCCAUUGCCGGGGAGGCACCCAUUGGUGGGAACUCCAGAGCCCUUGAUGGGGUUGAGGGAAAAGGGAGACAAAAAUAACCCUAAUUUCUCAGCCCCAAGAAGGGGGUCUUGGGGGACACCCCAAAUUGGGGCUUCUCCACUGGUUAGGAAGCCAGUCCCUCUUGAUUUUGAUCAAAUCACACCUGUAAAACAUGGUGGGAAUGUUCCAAUGUCUCCGGUUAUUCGGGGAAGAGGAGUAGGGAAGGAUGAAAGUGGGCUGAGAUCUUCGGUUGGUGGCGCGUUGCUGUCUAAAUUCGUCGAGGCUAAAGUGGAAAGUAGUCCUGCUUUGGUGAGGAAGAGUUGUGCCACUCCCACCAUGCUCAAAUUUCCCAGGAGCAGAAGUUUAGGCAAUCGUGGCGCCGGAUCAAGAAUCAUCAAAAGCCCUUUACCCUCAUCUGAAAAGAAAAGUUGCUCUCCACCUCCAAAUUCAAGGAAUUCAAAGAUGGCAGCUUCUCCCAAUACUUGUGCAGAAUCACAGAACCCCCUUCCAUGUCCAAAAACUUCUACUGUAUUGCAACCUCAGUGUCUUGAUUCACCCCCGGAUAAUGGUAGCCUGCCCAUGAAUCUGCCUGGAAAGCUAAGCAUGUUGGGGAAGGAAGCUGUACAGCAGCGCGAAAAGGCGCAGAAGGUUGCUCUUCAAGCACUAAGGGAUGCAUCAGCCACAGAAAACUUAGUCCGUUCUCUCAAGAUGUUUUCAAACUUGAGCAGAGCAGCAAAAGCAGAAGCCCCAGCAGCCUCAUUUGAUCAGUUCCUUGAAUUCUAUGAACAAUUAGUGCAAGCGAAAGCGGAGAUGGUAUCGAUUCAGGCAGCCAUUGCAGCCUCAGAAAUGGCUCAAAAUCCAAACAUUGAACCAAAAGGAGGAGGAAAAGAGCAUGAAAACAACCACCAAUCCCCCUCGGUUCUGCACGAAACAACAGCCGAAGAAAAGAGAAACUCAGACUCAAAGAGAAGGGCUGCACUUUACAAAUCAAUUGCAUCCUUCCCAGAAAGAAGUGACCAGAAAUCAUCAAUCCUGGGAAAACAUCUCAGAUCAAACCAAAAAUCUGCCUCAACUCCACUCGGAAAGCUGCUGUUGCAGCAGCAGCAAGCUGAGUCGAGUGUUGAGAACGACGAGAACAAGAAACCUGGGGGGGCUUCUUCUAUUAGUGGCUUAUCCAAUACAAUCAAAUUGGGGCAGCAGAUUGAAGAUGAAGCUGGGAACUGGUUCAUGGAGUUUCUAGAGAAAGCACUUGAAAAAGGCAUGAAAAACCCCAAAGUUCCUCAGUCACUUUUACUCAAAGUUAUAAACUGGGUAGAGGUGGAACAGUGUGACUCUAGCAAAAGACCAGUGCACAGUAGAGCAGCAAACAUAGCCAGGAAGUUAAGGAUUAAGGUGAAGAAUCCUUGAGAUUUUAGCCAUAAUUCUUUUGGUUAGGUUGUGUCAACUUUGUGGUUUAUUUUGUGUUUUGAGUGCCUGGAUUAUCAUGUCUUUUAUUCCACAUUCUUUUUACUAAGCCUUCUCUCUUAAGGAUAUUGCUCUUGUGUCUUAUUCCUUGUACAUUUCUUAGUUCUUAGAGCUUAAACUGGUUCUGCAAUUUGCUUGCAAACUGGAAAAACAAAGGUAUUAGUGUAUUAGUAUUUCACUAUUUCUCAUCAGCUCUUUGUAUUUUCCACUAAUAUACAGUUAGUACAAUUGUUAUACUUGCAUUA